This is a messenger RNA of Sipha flava (yellow sugarcane aphid), 1198 nucleotides long. Its product is annotated as leukocyte receptor cluster member 1 homolog. The coding region runs from base 276 to 1112 and encodes 278 amino acids. The record is from RefSeq and is a predicted model, not a curated record. The transcript is spliced from 3 exons. NCBI's taxonomy places the organism in Eukaryota, Metazoa, Arthropoda, Insecta, Hemiptera, Aphididae.
GCAGUAAGAGAUAAAGAAAAAUUUUUUUUUGAAUUGGAUUGUAUUAUUGUGGAAUAACAGAAGGAUCAAAUGCAUUGAAUUUUUUUCUUUUUCCUAUCGUUUAUUUACCUAUACAAGAAUUGCAUCAAGAAUUGUUUUUAUUUUUGAAAUCUUUUUUUAAAAACUGUUUAAAUUAAUUUUAUAUUAUACGGCUAAUUUGAUUUCCAGCCCGAGAGUGUUGCAUGAGUAACUGAGAACAGUUUUGUAUUAAAUACGGUUCUUCUCCAUACUUUAAAAUGAAUAUUCUACCCAAAAAGAGGUGGCAUGUUCGAACUAAAGAUAAUAUUGCACGUGUUAGACGUGAUGAGGCACAGGCGGCUGAAGAAGAGAAGAAACUUAAGAUGAGGAUACAGUUAGCUGAACAAGAAACAAAAUUAUCAUUGUUGAGGACCAAGUCUAAACAAAGAUAUGACGAUUCUGCAGAUCGACCUGAAGAAAUUAAAACAGAGGAGCCCAGUCAUGUUAAUUUUUUCCAAGAUCUUGAGGAUGGUCAUGUGGCUCAUACAGGUGUUAAUAAAGAACAUGAACAGGAAAAAAAAGAAGAAAAAGAAGCAUAUGAAAAAAAAAUUGGCUACCUAACUUAUUUAGGACAAGAUACAGAUGAAAUUACUGGUAAUAUACAAUGGUAUAAUAAGAAACCAAAACGAUUAGAUCUGCGUGAAACUGAUAAAGAAGUUGAAACUAAAGUUAAAACAUUCAAUGAUCCACUUAUUGUGAUUAAAAAAUAUAUAGAAGGGGAUCAAAAAAGUUGUACAAUGUCUAAAGUAUUGAAUAAGAAAAAAGACGAUUCUCUUAAAAAAAAACAUAAGAAAAAAAAGAAAAAGAAAGAAAAAGAAAAGAAGAAAGAUAAAGAAGAAAAAAAAAUAGCCUUAGAAAAACUUAGAGAAAAAAGAUUAAAGAGAGAAAGGGAAGAAAGGUUUAGAGCUAGUAAUUUAUUAGCAAAAAUGAAUGGAGUUGAAGUAGAAGUUUCAAAAUCACAAAUAAAACCAACUAUUGUACAAAAGUAUAAUUCUCAGUUUAACCCAUACUUGGCUAAACAAAAUUACCCUACUAGUAGCAGUACUAAUUCAUAGACACAAAAUGUGCUAAACUAUGAUAAUUUAAAUUUUAACUAAAAUCAUAAUUACAGAUAUUUGUUUUGUUUAAAGGUAUUUUUAUU